Molecule: messenger RNA, 945 nt
Organism: Cydia splendana
Lineage: Eukaryota; Metazoa; Arthropoda; Insecta; Lepidoptera; Tortricidae
Gene: RpII33
Product: DNA-directed RNA polymerase II subunit RPB3
Exons: 1
Coding region: 93-920 (275 amino acids)
Biological process (GO): DNA-templated transcription
Cellular component (GO): RNA polymerase II, core complex
Molecular function (GO): protein dimerization activity
Source: RefSeq, a predicted model, not a curated record
GUUGUGUAUUUGUAACGUUUGUAUUCGCAUUUUAAUUAUUGAGAUCAAAAACUACCACGUUUACAUUUUAAAAGAAUCAAAUAUAAACUACAAUGCCGUACGCCAACCAGCCAUCGGUGCAUAUCACGGAACUAACAGACGAUAAUGUGAAAUUCGUUGUCGAGGAUACCGAGCUGAGUGUCGCCAAUAGUAUGCGGCGUGUAUUUAUUGCAGAAACGCCGACGAUGGCUAUCGAUUGGGUUCAAUUAGAAGCUAACUCUACUGUACUUAGUGAUGAGUUUCUCGCACAUCGCGUGGGACUCAUACCUCUAAUAUCUGAUGACGUUGUCGACAAAAUUCGGUACUCCAGAGAUUGUAUGUGUGCCGAUUUCUGCUCAGAGUGUAGUGUUGAGUUUACGUUAGACGUUAAGUGCACGGAUGACCAAACGCGACAUGUGACGACAGCCGACUUGAAAUCCAGCGACCCGCGGGUGGUGCCCGUGACUUCACGACACCGUGACGAGGACCAGGCAGACUAUGGUGAGGCUGAUGAAAUAUUGAUUAUAAAGUUACGAAAAGGACAGGAGUUAAAGUUACGAGCAUAUGCCAAGAAAGGAUUCGGGAAGGAGCAUGCAAAGUGGAACCCGACAGCAGGUGUCUGUUUCGAAUAUGACCCUGACAAUAUCAUGAGACACACACUGUUCCCCAAGCCAGACGAGUGGCCAAAGAGUGAGCACACUGAGUUGGAUGAAGACCAGUAUGAAGCAGAGUUCAACUGGGAAGCUAAACCCAACAAAUUUUUCUACAAUGUUGAGUCAUCGGGAGCACUGAAGCCGGAAAAUAUUGUCCUAAUGGGGAUUGUGGUUUUAAAGAACAAACUAUUAAAUCUUCAAAUGCAGUUGGCGCAAGAAGCACAGAAUGAUGCUUUAGCUAUUAAUUAAUUAAGUAAUCCAAUUUAUGAUUUAU